AUGCAAUCCUUGAGAUGGACAUCUGAACUCAAAGAUUUCCCCGCUUCUGGAUUUGAAUUGAUCGAGACAACAACCAAGAUCGAAGAGGAAACCUUACCGGGAUACACACCGGAGACAUUUUACCCAGUCCAACAAGGUGAAAUAAUGAACGAUCAAUAUCAAGUGAAUUCCAAAAUUGGCUACGGUGCUACCUCAACCGUUUGGUUGGCUCGCGACUUGAUCGAAUCCAAGUACGUCACCAUCAAGGUCUAUGCGAGGAAUAAGGGAAAAGAGCAUGAAAUCAACGUCUACAACCAUAUGCAAACCAUCGAGACGGACCACCCCGGCAAGCAGCACGUUCGCAAACUGCUCAAUCAUUUCGUCAUCCAAGGCCCCAACGGUCGUCACGUCUGCCUAGUUUAUGAGCCUCUAGGAAUGAGCUUGUACGAAUUAGAAUGCAUUAGCAAGAAUCUAGGGGUAGUCGAGCCCAUACCCAGACUUGAAGAUGCGAAGCCAGUCAUCCGAAGACUCUUGAGCGCUUUGGAUUACCUGCAUCAGGUGCCCGGACUCAUCCACGCUGACCUUCACAUGCGGAACCUGCUUAUGCCUGGGCCGUCCUCAGACAGAAUCUCUGAGUACGAGAAACGUGUUAUUGAUUACCCGUUAGCCAGGAAGGUCCUUGACGACCGUACUAUCUACUCUACGAGAAUGUUCCCUACAGGACGAGGGCUCCCUGUGCUGUGCGAUCUCGGCGAAGCACAAUUCGGCAACAAGGAGAACAAUGGAAGGAUCAUGAUAGACCAGCACCGUGCCCCCGAAGUAAUCCUGUGGUGUGAAAACUGGGACUACAAGGUUGACAUCUGGGGCGUUGCUAUGCUGGCUUGGGAUCUUGCUAGCACUCGCCGCUUGAUACAGGAUCACGAGAUCGAAGGCAUUUGGAAUGAUGGCGGCCACAUCGCGGAAUUGAAUGCUCUCCUUGGACCACCACCACUGGAGUUCGUCAAACAGUACCACAUGAGUUGGAUCUUCUGGGACGAAAGUGGCACUUGGACUAACCGAGUCCCGAUCCCGGACAGAACCCUCGAACAAGCCGCGGCCGAUGUUGAGGGCGAAGACGUGGAGGAUAUCUUGCGAUGGUUGCGUCGAGCGCUACAGUGGAAUCCGAGAGAUCGUGCCACGCCCAUGGAGUUGCUGUUCGACCCGUGGCUGAUGAAGGGGAUGAAGCUGAAAAGAGGCUGCCAGGCGCCGAAAGAAUAUCCGCAUCUCAUUGGGGUCGUUGAGGUCGUGGACUGA
Molecule: messenger RNA, 1272 nt
Organism: Aspergillus homomorphus CBS 101889
Lineage: Eukaryota; Fungi; Ascomycota; Eurotiomycetes; Eurotiales; Aspergillaceae
Product: U4/U6 small nuclear ribonucleoprotein PRP4
Exons: 4
Coding region: 1-1272 (423 amino acids)
Biological process (GO): protein phosphorylation; regulation of mRNA processing; spliceosomal complex assembly
Molecular function (GO): protein kinase activity; ATP binding
Source: RefSeq, a predicted model, not a curated record